UUACAGGUCGCUCCUUCCCAAACUUGCAAAGUCAUGUGCCAGUCUCUUUCUCUUGCGCGCGGAUAAACGCCUGCGUCGAAUACUGCGAAAUUCGGACAAAUGAACCUUGACGUCUGCCGUAUACAUCGAGAAGUAACAUCAUGGUGGGACAGAGCACGUCGAUCCAGUCGUUCUUCUCCACGCGAACUUCACCCACUAAAGACAUACCUCCAAAGUCAUCACCAGUCCCAGGCGAUGGUUUCACUGCAGAAGAACUGGACAACGCUUUACUUCCGGUUCGACAAGACAAUUGGACUCCACGUGGAGUCUAUGAUGAGUACGAGAUCGAUGCGCUCAUGUUUGGACUGAAUCGUGUCAAGAUCGUGGGUCGACUUGUCAACAUGUUCGAAAGCUCACACACCACGAAAUUGCCCAAGGGACUUGGGGGGUCUGUACAUCUCGUGGUCAAGGAUGACACUGGUGCUGUCACUAUCAGACUUUCAUACACGCUGCCACCGACAGAAUUACGACUCGGCCGUCUCGUUGCAGUUUGGGCUACCUACGUCGCGAAUGGAGACAGAGGCAGUUUCCCGUGUGCCGUCGCACCAUUGUACAUCAAGGUUUUUCCGGAAAAAGACAAAAGCUGCCGUAUACGUGUCCUAGAAGGCGCAGAGUUUGCGAAUCUGUGCAGGAAGCCACUCAAUUAUCAACCAACCCUCAUGUCACUCAAGGCCUUUGCCCACGGUGGCUCCGAAGUCAUCGACGCCAAAAUACUUGUCAUUGUCAAGAGCGUCAGUGCACGCAAGAGAGUAACGAAGAAAGAUGGAGCAGAAGCCUACGUCACGAGAGUUGUCUUGAUGGAUGACACCGACGAAGCAACAUUGUCGUUAUGGGACACCACGUCAACCACUCCGAAUGACUGGCAGCCAUCACACACUGCUCUCUUGAUCUCAAGCCCCAGCCUGAAUGUCUCACACAAGAAUUGGUUAGCUCUGGCUUCUGAUACCUUCGUCGAUGUGGAUCCCUGUAUUCCUGAAGCAGAAAGACUCCGCGGUUUCGCUGGACGCAAGGUCAAAAGAGAACACAUCAAUCCGACUUUUCCUUAUGAAGAAUAUGCCUUGUGGAGCAUCAUCAAACCAAACGAACGCGUUUUGUACUCGCUCGCAGACGUGGAUGAUCGCGCUCGCGAAACCCCUGGAGAAACAUUCGAGGGCUACCUGAGCAUGAUCAUCAUGGAUCUCAACAUGACCACGUUACGACAACAGAAUAUGCUCAUGUGCAAUGAAUGCUGUGGCAUUCCUAUCUAUGCAAACGCAAAAGUGGCAAAGUGCAAGCAUUGUGACAGUCAGGUGUCCUUGAGAGUCAAUCCACGCCUCAUUGGCAAACUGGUCGACGAGAGUGGAUGCAUUACAAGUGGCAAGCUCGUGCUAUCAGACCAUGCGUGGACAAGACUUCUAGGCAGAAGUGCUCAAGAAUUGAUCGAGAGCAGUGCAAGCACACUGAAGAGCGUGGAGCAUCGUAUGCUCCAUAUUCGUAUCACGUUGCGAUUCUGGUGGAGCGAAGAGGUGGGAAAGCUCGUCAUCUCGGAAGUCCUCGAAUAACAAAGCUUCACGGGAGAUGAGACGAUUGCGGGAUCUAUGGAUGAGGAAUCCUCAUUGCUUGACUUUGAGAGUAACACGCUGGCCGGAAUU
Aureobasidium pullulans EXF-150 is the source of this 1670-nucleotide messenger RNA. RefSeq lists its product as uncharacterized. Lineage: Eukaryota; Fungi; Ascomycota; Dothideomycetes; Dothideales; Saccotheciaceae. The record is from RefSeq and is a predicted model, not a curated record. Gene Ontology annotation, biological process: resolution of meiotic recombination intermediates. Gene Ontology annotation, molecular function: single-stranded DNA binding; single-stranded DNA 3'-5' DNA exonuclease activity. The transcript is spliced from 7 exons. The coding region runs from base 141 to 1580 and encodes 479 amino acids.